Molecule: messenger RNA, 864 nt
Organism: Rhipicephalus sanguineus (brown dog tick)
Lineage: Eukaryota; Metazoa; Arthropoda; Arachnida; Ixodida; Ixodidae
Product: elongation of very long chain fatty acids protein AAEL008004
Exons: 1
Coding region: 1-861 (286 amino acids)
Biological process (GO): very long-chain fatty acid biosynthetic process; fatty acid elongation, saturated fatty acid; fatty acid elongation, polyunsaturated fatty acid
Cellular component (GO): endoplasmic reticulum membrane
Molecular function (GO): fatty acid elongase activity
Source: RefSeq, a predicted model, not a curated record
AUGUUUACCCUAAACCCAUUGGUGCUGUCGCGCCAGAUUCGCGAGAUGGGCGACCCCAGGACAAGAGACUACCCUCUGGUCAUGGACCCGCUGUUCGUCGUGACGCUGGUGGCCGCCUACCUAUACUUCGUCAAGGUGGGCGGCCCGCGCUGGAUGAAGAACCGGGAGCCCUUCGAAAUCCUCAACAUCGUGCGCGUCUACAACUUGGCCCUGGUGCUCAUCAACGUGCGGUUCCUCUACAAGGUGCUCCAGUUCACCUAUUUACCCGGCGGCCACUACAACCUCUGGUGCCAGGGCAUCACGGGCCACAUGACCGACGAGAUGCGAGAGUACUACCGCACGGGCUACGUGUACACCAUCUCGCGCUACAUGGACCUGCUGGACACCGUCUUCUUCGUGCUUCGCAAGAAGUUCACCCACAUCACCCACCUGCACGUCAUACACCACACCAUCGUGGUCGCCAACGUCUGGUUCUUCACGCUGUUCGCACCCGAGGGUCAGCCCGCGCUGGGCAUGUGCCUGAACGUCUUCGUCCACGUCAUCAUGUACUCGUACUACUUCCUGGCAACGCUGGGGCCCGGCGUGCGCAAGUACCUCUGGUGGAAGAAGUACCUGACCACCAUGCAGAUCGUCCAGUUCGUGAUCAUCAUGAUACACAUGUCCAUCCCCCUCUUCGUGGACUGCGGCUUCCCGAAGCAACUCGUCAUCAUGGGCAAUCUGCAGACGUUCCUCAUACUCUGUUUGUUCAUCAACUUCUACAUCAAGACUUACAUCGCCAAGCCCGAUCAUCCUGUUCGGCAGGACCACGCCGGCAUGCAGGACGCCGUAGUCGAGCAGCUAAAAUAUGGCAAGAGCGAGUAAAGA